Messenger RNA from Centropristis striata (black sea bass), 737 nucleotides. RefSeq names its product phosphatidylinositol glycan anchor biosynthesis, class P (gene pigp). Bases 189 to 578 code for a protein of 129 amino acids. Gene Ontology annotation, biological process: GPI anchor biosynthetic process. The transcript is spliced from 5 exons. The record is from RefSeq and is a predicted model, not a curated record. Gene Ontology annotation, molecular function: phosphatidylinositol N-acetylglucosaminyltransferase activity. Lineage: Eukaryota; Metazoa; Chordata; Actinopteri; Perciformes; Serranidae.
AAUACCACAUGGGACAGAAGUAGGCAUAAUAAUUGAUCGACGAUUUGACAGCGUCAAUAAAGAAAAAAAUCUGCCUAAAAGUUUAGAUUUUAACGUGUGUUUAGUUGCUCUUGAUUUACAUUUGGGUUAAUACGCCUUGUCGCAACUUUCGAUGACAUCUUGGUAAAUAACAAAGCUCUGUUUAGAUCAUGGUGGAAAAUUCUCCCUCUCCUCUGCCUGAGAGAGCCAUUUAUGGGUUUGUCCUGUUCCUUGGCUCACAGUUUGGCUUCUUUCUGUAUUGCAUGUGGGCAUUUAUACCAGAGGAGUGGCUUCACUCAAUAGGGCUCACUUACUGGCCUCAAAAGUAUUGGGCUCUUGCUGUACCGAUCUAUCUACUGGUUGCAUUGGUGAUAUCUUUAGUGCUGCUGUUUGGAGUUAACAUGAACAAUACGGCUCCACUCGACUCUGUGGACAACAUCACAGAUGUGUACGCUCAAGCCCAGAGGACACAAGACUGCCACAAGGGGGGGAUACCCAGACUGAAAGAUGUUUCCAUUAGUGAAGUCAACAACAUGUUCUAUUUGUCGCCCAAGCUAUAAAAAAACUGAGGAACUGAGAAGAAGAGAAGCUGCAGGAGAUUUAUUACGUCGUCACUGUUUACCCUUUGUUUCAUUAAAAAAAAAUACUUUUAUUUAUUUAUCCAGGAACAAUGCAACAUGUGGAAAAUCUUUUACGCACUAAAAUAAGUGUGUGAUAUA